Sphenostylis stenocarpa is the source of this 777-nucleotide messenger RNA. NCBI's taxonomy places the organism in Eukaryota, Viridiplantae, Streptophyta, Magnoliopsida, Fabales, Fabaceae. The record is from the annotation of a GenBank genome assembly.
AUGUUCUGUAAGGUCAGUGACAAGGUUGCAGUUGCAACUCAUUUAAAGGCUACACUGAGCGUAUAUGAUGCUUGGCUUGAUCUUCAAGAUGGAUUUAUUCAUACUGGACAAACUGAGGGUAGACCUAAUUCAAGUUUCUUCCCGCUAAUCAUAUCUCCCACUUCCAAAGCUGGAAUUUUGUUUAGUAUCUGCCUAGACAAGACAAGUGCAGAAGAAGCCAGGAAGCAACCGGAAAGUAUAUUAAAUAUCAAAUACGGAGUUUCUGGAAAUAGAUCAAUUGGGGCCCACCCUCCUGUCAUGAAUGAAUCUACUGGGGUUGAUGGUGCCAGACAAGAGUUAAUCUUCAGGAGUGCAAUUACUUUGCAAAGGCCUGUGCUUGAUCCUUGUCUAGCUGUUGGUUUUCUUCCUCUGCCUUCAGAUGGCCUAAGAGUUGGACAACUAGUUAAGAUGCAAUGGAGAGUGGAAAGGUUAAAGGAUUUGGAUGAGGAAGGAGUUUCUAAACAGAAUGAGGUGUUAUAUGAGGUAAACGCAAAUUCUGGAAAUUGGAUGAUAGCCGGGAGGAAAAGAGGAUACGCAUCUCUGUCCACAAAACAAGGCGCAAGAAUUGUUAUCUCAAUAUUAUGCAUGCCGCUGGUGGCUGGUUAUGUUCGCCCUCCCCUAUUAGGGUUGCCAGAUGUUGAUGAGGCAAAUAUAAGUUGCAAACCUGCUGGGCCACAUCUGGUUUGUGUUUUGCCACCGCCUCUCAGCUCUUCAUUCUGCAUUCCAGUUAAUUCAUGA